This is a messenger RNA of Tremella mesenterica DSM 1558, 303 nucleotides long. RefSeq lists its product as uncharacterized. The transcript has 2 exons. Lineage: Eukaryota; Fungi; Basidiomycota; Tremellomycetes; Tremellales; Tremellaceae. The record is from RefSeq and is a predicted model, not a curated record. Bases 1 to 303 code for a protein of 100 amino acids.
AUGACCAAUGACCAUCCAAAACAACAGAUGAUGCACUGUCUGAGUGAUGCUCUGGGGAAAGUGUCAUGGGGUUGUAACAUUGAGGAUGAUGACACUACAUAUUUGCAUUUCAGGAUAUCAAGAUCCCUCAGAUCGAAAUCUUCUGCAAUUUGCCUGGAUUUCCCUUUCAAACCUCAAAAAGCUCCCGUCGGACAGCCUGUUCUAGAGGCGGUGGCAAACCAAAGCCUGCGGAGCCAAUCAGAAGCCCGGAUAUCCAUGCCUUUCCUAGCCGCAAAUCAGAUUGCGUCUGAAAGAGACUGUUGA